This is a messenger RNA of Magallana angulata, 4828 nucleotides long. Its product is annotated as kelch-like protein 8. The record is from RefSeq and is a predicted model, not a curated record. Gene Ontology annotation, molecular function: protein binding. Bases 387 to 2300 code for a protein of 637 amino acids. The transcript is spliced from 9 exons. Lineage: Eukaryota; Metazoa; Mollusca; Bivalvia; Ostreida; Ostreidae.
UUAAAGCAAUGCUACUGCCAUUUCGAAUUUUCUCGAAAUCACAACAUCAGCCUGAUGAUCACCUCACGAUAAUAACGUUUAUUUUUAAUUUGACAUGUGCUGUUUUAACAGUUUUGAUUUUGUGGAUAAGUGAAUGCACAUUUUUUAAAGUUGUCGGAGUGCUGAAUGGGAAUGGACGUGUAAGAAAAUCAGGAGACAGUGUUAAAUGAAGAUAGACCCAUGAUUGAUUGGGGCAGUGCAACAAUGAUUCACUCAAACAUGUCAAACUAGGUGCAAGUGCAUGAGCAACUGGGCUAUGAAGUGCAAUCUUUGCCUAGUUAGACGCACAUUUUCAUCAUCUGGAUCACACUCACUGACCUUCAAUCAUAGGUACAAGGUUAUUGGAGAUGGCCCAGGGACCACCUCUCCCUCACAGGUCAGAUAGUUUACCGGAUUAUCAGCUUACACCACCGAUUCCCCCCAAACCUCAGUUUGCCUCUGAGCCCCAGAGUGACAAAAAGUCUGGAAUUCUGAAGAAGAUGGCGACCAUGGAUCAACUUAACAUGGAGAUUUCUGUGAAUCAGGAAAUCGAGUCCAAAAACCACUACAGGAAUUGUUUCAAGACAUUUCAUGACUAUUACUUGAAAGGACAGCUAUGUGACAUAGAUAUCAAGGUGGGAGAGAAGACUUUCUCAUGUCAUCGAGUUAUUCUCUCCUCGGUCAGUAAUUAUUUUCGCACCAUGUUCAUGUCGGAGAUGACGGAGAGCAGACAAAGGGAGGUCACUAUUCAUGACAUAGACGAGAGCGCCAUGGAAAAAUUAGUGCAAUAUGCUUACACAGCUAAAGUCCAGCUCACCACUGAAAAUGUGCAGCCCAUUCUAUAUGCAGCUUCCAUUCUUCAGAUUGAAAUGGUUGCUAAAGCAUGCUGUGAAUUCAUGAAGAAGCACCUGCAUCCAACCAACUGCAUCGGUGUUCACAAUUUCGCACAUCAACAUAAUCGGAUAGAGUUAAUCAAAAUGGCCGACGAUUAUAUCCUUGAGAAUUUCUUGGAAGUGGUGGAUACAGAAGAGUUCAAAACCUUGCCCAUUGACCUCUUGGAGAAGUUGGUUUCCUCCCCUGAUCUGAAUGUAGAGAAUGAGAAUCAGAUUUACGAGGGUGUUAUGAAAUGGGUAAAGAUGGACACGGAAAAUCGCAAAUGUCAUCUAGGGAAACUGAUGUCAAAAAUCAAGCUGCCAUUGCUGAGCCCUGCCUACUUGUUGCAGACAGUGGCUACAGAGGAAUUGAUUCGUAAGGACUUGGAAUGUAGAGACUAUGUGGAUGAAGCAAAGGCCUAUCAGAUGUCCUUAGCUAGCCUGGUGUCCAAUGUUAGAAUAUCUGAAAACACAAGGCCUAGGAAAAGCUAUGCAGGUGUCCUGUUCUGUGUUGGGGGUAGGGGAGCUUCUGGCGACCCUUUCAAAAGUAUCGAGGUCUAUGACCCUCGCAGAAAUCGCUGGUUCCAGGUCAGUGAAAUGAACACCAGGCGGCGCCAUGUUGGAGUUUGCUGUUCUGGAGGUUUGUUGUAUGCUAUUGGGGGACAUGAUGGCACAAAGCACCUAAAAAGUGGUGAAGUUUUUGAUCCAGCGUUGAACACUUGGAAAUCCUCAGUCAAACCCAUGUCCACACCCAGAAGAGGAAUUGCUCUGGCCUGUCUAGGAGCAGCGAUUUAUGCUGUAGGCGGACUAGAUGACUCCACAUGUUACAGCCUGGUGGAGAGAUAUGACCCCUCUGUAGACCAAUGGACAAUGGUGGCCAACAUGAACAUCCCCCGGGGAGGUGUAGGAGUCACAGCACUGAAAGACAACAUUUAUGCUGUUGGUGGAAAUGAUGGAAUCUCAUCCUUGGAUAAAUGUGAAAAGUAUGAUCCACUCCUGAAUAAGUGGACCUUCAUAGCUCCCAUGAACCGCCACAGAGCGGGGGCUGGGGUAGCAGAAUUAGAUGGCUACCUUUAUGUUGUUGGAGGGUUUGAUGACAGUUCUCCCCUGGACUCCUGUGAGAAAUACGACCCCCACACCAAUACCUGGACCUUUGUUACUGGGAUGUCUUGUUGUAGGGGAGGGGUUGGAGUGGCCUCCCUGGGGGGUCAGAUGUAUGCUGUGGGGGGUCAUGACGGCUCCAAUUACCUGAGCUCUGUUGAAUCCUAUGAUCCCAUUGAGGAUAAGUGGACAUUUGUCAGUAGUAUAGGGAAUUGCAGAGCUGGGGCGGGGAUAUCCUAUGCCUCUUAUACAUCCACCAUGCUCAUCUCCUGUGGCAUUUGUGCAGAUGGGAGAAUGCCAACGAUAUAAGUCAGUGUAGAGCAGGGGCUGGACUAGCCUUCUGUUUUUGUCCAUCUGCCAAACUCCAGCCGACCCAACAAAGUGCAGCCUGCCAGUUACAGUGUUACUGACAGAAUACACAGCAACAAGCCAGCAACACAAAACUCUGGUAAUCACAAUAACAGUCAGAACUACAUGUGUAUAUAUACAUGUACAUAUACACUGCAAGCACCAACUGGUCAUUACACUCUGCAACAAAUUACAGCAACCCCUAUAUUACUGACAUUUGAUGGCAAACUGAUUACAGCAACCAUGAAUCCCAUGGAUUCACAGCAACAAUCUACAGCAACCAAAAACCUUUGAUAGUUACUGUCAAUACUACCAGGUACAUGGAAUGGCAGCAACCAUCAACAACACUGACAUUCCAAUACUCAUGGCCAUCAAAACCAUAGCAACUAAAGCCUUGUUGGUUUUUUUUUUCUUAAAGAAUAAAAACUAGAGAAGGGCUAGUAAAAACUACUGCAGCAAAGUGCUUAUGAGAUGAAUUGUCACAAUUAGAAUACAGUGCCAGCAUAAAGAAUAAUAAUUUCAUGUAAUUUUAAUUACCUAGGUCAAAUAAAAAAAAUUACAUACUAGGUUUAUUUCAUCACAAUCACACAUAUCCCAGGUCAUUGCAGUGAGUUCCAUUUGCAAACCUCUUGCCAUUGUAUGUCACUGUGUUUUAAUUAUAAUGCGAUACAUACUGUCAAAAGAAUAUUACAGAAGUUUUAAUUUACAAUAAAACUUCUCUUGAAAAAAAAAACCCCAGUGUAUAGUAUAUUAUCAAUACAUGUAUUUUUUCAGUUUAGUGUUACACUUCCUUUUCCUAGAUCUCUGAAAAAUUUCUCUCUUUCAUUAUUAGUCUGUGAGGAGAACACAUUUUAAGUCUGCCCCCUUGUCUCAUACUACGUGUACCAGAUACUCUUAAUUUUUUUUAUUAUAUAAAUAAGUCCCAGUACAUUUACUUUCAUUGAAUUGAUGUUGCAUGCAUGAACACAAUAAUUCAUACCUGUUAGGAAUUCAUGAUUUUGAGUGAAUGAUGAGUACAUUGAAUGUUACUGUCACACAAUUAAUAGUACUGCAUGUGUGCUCAAUUUUCAGAAUGAUGUAUUUUUUGGUGGUGCCUGCAUGGUUUAAAAAAAAAGUAGAAUGACAUACAUGUACUGAAUGAUGAUUUUAUGGAUGGAAAUAAAUGGUUAAAGUAAACCCUAUAUGAGAAUUUGAUUUUAUACUAUUCCAAACCAAGAAGUACAUGUAUACUGGGGUAUGUAAAUUUUUUUUGGCGUUAUAUUUCUGCCUUUUGUUCUAUUUAAAUCUUAGCCAUUUUUAGAGCUGUAUGUAGAUAUUAAGAUGAUUUAUUUUGUUUCUUCUUCAUUUUUUUCCCUUUCCUUAGCUAGUACAUGUAGUAUAAUUUAUGGGUUUUUGGUGUUAUUGUGUUUGUUUCAAAUUAAUACAACUUUUACACAAGCAAGUGCAAUAUAUGUUUUGAUUUUUUUUACUAGGUAUACAUUGAGCUCUUUUAGGAAAUAUAUUAUUGCCACAUAUAUGUAUAUUUUGGGAUGUUGAAUAUACCUGGAUUAUUUUCUCCUUUUGGAAAGAGCUAUAUAUAAAAUGUUGUUGACUUUAAGACAUAUCUUCUUAUAUUAAAUAUAUUAAGGAAGAAAGCUUUUUGUGGUACAUGCACAUAAAUUUCAAUUUAUAAUGUGGUGCUUGUUCAAAAAUGAAGUAUGUAUGUGUGUUGUUAUUUUAUUUUUUACAAACACUUGUAUUGCUCAAAUGUAAAAUAAUAUCUGGACUGUUUAGGCAAGUUAUAUGCUGCAUAAUGCAAGCGGAACAGUUAUAUUUCAAUCUACAGACAAAAAUCUAAUUUCAUUUGAUUUUCAAAAUCUUGAAUUAUAAUAGUAAAAGGGAGAGUUGAACAAAGUCAAUGUAUUUUUAAAAAUGUCUGGAAGGUUAGGCAUCAAGUUCAUUUUACUGUCUACGUGUGCAGUAUACAGUUGUACAAUUACCACUGCAAAUGAAGUAGCAGGGUCUCUCUGGCUGUAUGGAUUUUACAAUUUAAAAAUUCAUUGUGUUCUGUGCAAGUUUCUGUGUUCUUUAUUUACAAAACCACAUUUUAUACAAAAGAACUUUCAUUUGACGUAUGAAAGACAGCAUGUCGUACAUUGUACAUUUAUGUAUAUAAAUUUGAGUGCUAAUUUUUCAGAAACACUUUUAUGAUUCCAUAUACCUGGGGUAUUUUUUUUCGGAGAAGGGGGGGGGGGGGGGGAGAUGUUCUUGAAUGAGAUGUACAUUACAGUUUCAAAUCCAUAUUAUUAUGUACUAAUCUAUUUUGAAAGAAAAGUACUUGUACAUCAGCCAUAUAUUUAUUUUUUUUUUUGAUCAGUAAUAAAUCCUGUCUUUACAAUGGAUUAGUUCUGAAACAGUCCAUAAUCAACUUUUUUUUUUGUUUUUUCUUAUGAAUUUUAUACAUAUAUGUUGUUAUUUUGAUGUCAAAACUCAAUAAAUGAAGAAAAGAA